AUGAGACUAAUAGAAAGUGGUGGAACUGCUCAGUUACUCAGUGGUGGAACUGCUCAAUUACUCAGUGGUGGAACUGUCCAGUUACUCAGUGGUGGAACUGUCCAGUUACUCAGUGCUGGAACUGUCCAGUUACUCAGUGCUGGAACUGGUGAGUUACUGAGUGGUGGAACUGCUGAGUUACUCAGUGGGGGAACUGGUGAGUUACUGAGUGGUGGAACUGCUGAGUUACUCAGUGGUGGAACUGCUGAGUUACUCAGUGGUGGAACUGCUGAGUUACUCAGUGGUGUAACUGCUGAGUUACUCAGUGGUGGAACUGCUGAGUUACUCAGUGGUGGAACUGCUGAGUUACUCAGUGGUGGAACUGGUGAGUUACUCAGUGGUGGAACUGCUGAGUUACUCAGUGGUGGAACUGCUGAGUUACUCAGUGGUGGAACUGCUGAGUUACUCAGUGGUGGAACUGCUGAGUUACUGAGUGGUGGAACUGCUGAGUUACUCAGUGGUGGAACUGCUGAGUUACUGAGUGGUGGAACUGCUGAGUUACUGAGUGGUGGAACUGGUGAGUUACUCAGUGGUGGAACUGGUGAGUUACUCAGUGGUGGAACUGGUGAGUUACUCAGUGGUGGAACUGCUGAGUUACUGAGUGGUGGAACUGCUGAGUUACUCAGUGGUGGAACUGGUGAGUUACUCAGUGGUGGAACUGGUGAGUUACUCAGUGGUGGAACUGCUCAGUUACUCAGUGGUGGAACUGCUCAGUUGUUCAGUGGUGGAACUGCUCUGUUUCUCAGUGGUGGAACUGCUGAGUUACUCAGUGGUGGAACUGCUGAGUUACUCAGUGGUGGAACUGCUGAGUUACUCAGUGGUGGAACUGGUGAGUUACUCAGUGGUGGAACUGCUCAGUUAUUCAGUGGUGGAACUGGUGAGUUACUCAGUGGUGGAACUGCUCAGUUACUCAGUGGUGGAACUGCUCAGUUACUCAUUGGUAGAACUGCUGAGUUCCAGGACCUACGUAAGACCAACUUUUGA
Messenger RNA from Procambarus clarkii (red swamp crayfish), 1023 nucleotides. Lineage: Eukaryota; Metazoa; Arthropoda; Malacostraca; Decapoda; Cambaridae. The record is from RefSeq and is a predicted model, not a curated record.